AUGUCGUGGCACGCCGCCUUCCCUCAGCCCAAGAGCACGCCUGCAGAGAUCACUGCGCAGGAUCUUGGAGCGCUCACCGGAACCCCAGGGGUCGACUACAUCGUCAUCGACGUGCGCCGCACGGACAUUAUCGGAGAUGCGGACGCGGCGCGUGCCAUGAUCCCCGGCGCGCUCAACCUGGCCGCGCAGACUCUGUACCCCACCCUCCCCACAGCCGGGCUCCUCCUUAAGAACAUCCCUACCGUCGUCUUCCACUGCAACUCGUGUAAGGCGGGUGGCCGUGGGCAGCGCUCGGCCGCUUGGUACCAGGAUUGGCUGGAUGCGCAUGGGAUCACCUCGUCCAAGGCCCUCGUGCUGCAGGGUGGAUGGAAGGCGUGGCUUGAGGCGUUCCCCGACAAGGUCAUCAAGGUCUAA
Messenger RNA from Cutaneotrichosporon cavernicola, 414 nucleotides. RefSeq lists its product as uncharacterized. The transcript is spliced from 3 exons. The record is from RefSeq and is a predicted model, not a curated record. The coding region runs from base 1 to 414 and encodes 137 amino acids. Lineage: Eukaryota; Fungi; Basidiomycota; Tremellomycetes; Trichosporonales; Trichosporonaceae.